GAUGAUGCCCCUUUCAUCACAGACACUGAUGAUGAAUCUUCAUCAUGGCCAAACACAAGAAUACGUGAUCAAACCCAAAUAUUAUCCAGUAAAAAAAGUGGUUUCGGGAGAACAGUCCACGGAGGGCUCACUACCACUGAGAUUGGGCCAGGAUCAACUUGUAUCACCUUUUCAAUUGGGAAACCACACCGGCCGCAUCAAGGUGGUCUUUACACCCAGCAUCUGUAAAGUGACUUGUACCAAGGGCAACUGUCAGAACAACUGUGAGAAGGGAAAUACCACCACCCUCAUUAGCGAGAACGGCCACGCUGCUGACACGCUGACAGCCACCAACUUCCGAGUAGUUAUUUGUCACCUUCCAUGCAUGAAUGGAGGCCAGUGCAGUUCUAGAGAUAAAUGCCAGUGCCCUCCAAACUACACUGGGAAACUUUGUCAGAUCCCUGUGCAGAAUGGUAAUACUCCAAAACUCUACCAUCAUCCGCAACAGCUGAACAAGGCCGUAGGAUCACAAAUCAUCCACUCCACUCAUACUUUACCACUGACGAUGGCUGGGCAGCAAGGUGUAAAAGUGAAGUUCCCUCCUAACAUAGUGAAUAUCCAUGUGAAACAUCCCCCUGAAGCCUCAGUUCAGAUCCAUCAAGUUUCAAGAAUCGACAGCACAUCAACAGGACAAAAAAUGAAAGCACCUCAGCCAGGACAUCCACAGGUCUCUUACCAAGGUCUUCCAUAUCAGAAGACCCAGAAAGGACAUACUACUUACACAAAUCAACAACCCAUUCCUCAUGUGUUUCCUGUUUCAGUUAAAACUCAGCUUGGGCGCUGCUUCCAGGAGACUAUUGGGACACAG
Tinamus guttatus (white-throated tinamou) is the source of this 847-nucleotide messenger RNA. Lineage: Eukaryota; Metazoa; Chordata; Aves; Tinamiformes; Tinamidae. The record is from RefSeq and is a predicted model, not a curated record.